Meriones unguiculatus (Mongolian gerbil) is the source of this 5982-nucleotide messenger RNA. RefSeq names its product nuclear envelope integral membrane protein 1 (gene Nemp1). The transcript is spliced from 9 exons. The record is from RefSeq and is a predicted model, not a curated record. Gene Ontology annotation, cellular component: nuclear envelope. Bases 32 to 1345 code for a protein of 437 amino acids. Lineage: Eukaryota; Metazoa; Chordata; Mammalia; Rodentia; Muridae.
GCUGGCGAGGAGGAGGUGGUGUGAGGCAACCAUGGCGGGAGGAAUCAAAGUGGCUGUGCGGUCGGCGGUUGGUCCCGGGCCCCGGACGGGGGCCAGGGGCGGUGGCGCCGCGUGGCUGCUCCUUGUCAUCUCCGGCUGCGUGGUCUCCGUCGCAGCUGGAAUUAAUGUAAAUGUGGUCAUGCUUCAGGAGUCCCAAGUUGAUAAAAAUUCCAGUCAACAAUUCUGUUAUAAAAACGUACUUAUCCCAAAGUGGCAUGAUAUAUGGACACGGAUACAGAUCCGGGUAAAUAGUUCCAAAUUGGUCCGAGUCACCCAGGUGGACAGUGAGGAGAAGCUGAAGGAGCUAGAGCAGUUUAGUAUCUGGAACUUUUUUUCUUCUUUUUUAAAAGAGAAGUUGAAUGACACCUAUGUUAACGUGGGUCUGUACAGCACAAAAACCUGCCUCAAAGUUGAGAUUAUAGAGAAGGACACCAAAUACAGUGUCAUUGUGACCCGGAGAUUUGACCCCAAACUCUUUCUUGUUUUCCUCCUUGGACUUAUGCUAUUUUUUUGCGGAGACUUGUUGAGCAGGAGUCAGAUUUUCUACUAUUCCACUGGGAUGAGCGUGGGGAUUGUGGCCUCUCUCUUAAUCAUCAUUUUUAUGCUCUCCAAGUUUAUGCCCAAGAGAAGUCCCAUUUAUGUCAUCCUGGUAGGAGGCUGGUCCUUUUCUCUGUACCUCAUUCAGUUAGUUUUUAAGAAUUUACAAGAGAUAUGGAGGUGCUAUUGGCAUUAUCUUCUAAGCUACAUCCUCACAGUUGGAUUCAUGAGUUUUGCAGUGUGCUACAAGUACGGGCCCUUGGAGAAUGAACGGAGUAUCAACCUGCUGACCUGGACGUUGCAGCUGGCGGGCCUGGGCUUCAUGUAUUCCAGCAUCCAGAUGCCACAUACUGCCUUUGCUCUCAUCAUCGUUGCGCUGUGUACUAAGAACCUGGAGUACCCUAUUCACUGGCUGUACAUCACCUACAGAAGGAUGUGCAAGGCAGCAGAAAAGCCUGUCCCCCCUCGCCUCCUGACAGAAGAAGAAUAUCGGAUACAAGGAGAGGUAGAGACCCAAAAGGCUUUACAGGAACUCCGAGAGUUUUGUAACAGUCCAGAGUGCUCUGCCUGGAAGACCAUAUCUCGAAUUCAGUCUCCAAAAAGAUUCGCCGACUUUGUGGAAGGUUCUUUUCACCUCACGCCAAAUGAAGUUUCUGUUCACGAGCAGGAGUAUGGAUUAGGGAGUAUAAUUGCCCAGGAUGAGGAGCUGUCCUCAGAGGAGGAGAGCUCAGAGUACCCUACUGUCACACAGAACAGCUUCCUGACUUAGGUGGCAGCUGGUUAUUUUGUGUAGAUGGACAUGGUGCCUUGAUGAUCUAUGUUGUAAGUGCUAUGCAGUUCUCCCAGGCCUUUGUAACAGCCUGGAGAGGGCACAGGGGUCCUACUCAAUGAGCGGCUGAGUGGGCUAUCCUCCUGCAGGACUUCUGAUGGUCUCCAAGGGAUCCCUGAGGAAGACUGGAGGAUAGUGAGUGCUGUGGUAGCUUGCUUCCGGCAAUUGAAUGCUUGCUGUACUUUCUGUGCCUGAAGAGGUUGGUUGGCCAUGGCCAGCAUGACAUGGUAGCUCCUGUUUGAAAGUUCACUGACUUCUGGCAACAUUGUCACUGUGACAAACCCUCAAAAAUGAGUAUUAAGUGCAGUGAUGGGUUCAGACGGAGGCUGCACCUUCUAAAGAGAGUCUGAGCCAUUUUUAAUUCUGCUUCUAUUUCAGUGGAUCCUUAUAACAAUCCUUGAUUUAACUAUUGAAGAAAAAAGAUUGUUGCCUGUCUUGUUCUUUUAGGCACAUGUAUUUUUUUUAAUGCAACAAAUCCGUGUUCUAGAACCAAUACGUUCUCCAGAGUACAAAACCCCACUGACCCCAGAUAUUUAUUGGUAUAGAUAUUCCAUGAGAACCCCUAGAGCUGUUGUUGUUGAUCCUUGGAUUCUCACAACUCUGAAAUUCUGAGCUUGCUCCAUUUAGAAAUGUUUGCUGGCCCUUCUGUAGGUUCGGCUUCCCAAGCUUCUUAUUCUGUCAACAUUGGUGCUUCUCUCCUGACGUUUCUCACCACUCAUUUCUCCAACUCAGGAAGGAUCUGCUCCUUAUUUGUGGAGUAUAUACAGUUCAGAAGUUGAUUCAUUUUCCUCUUUGCCUCCUUUACUCUUUCCCUUUUCUUUUCUAACACUGGAUUCCCUUUGCAUUUAACAGUUUUGUUUUUACUUUUCCUUUCUGGCUCUGGGUCUUGCUGUGUCUUAGUCUGGUCCUUUAACUCAGCCUUUCUGUGCUAGAAUUUUAUGCCUUUGCUGCUGUACCAACCUUGUUUUUUUUUUCUUCUUUUUCAUUUUUUUGAGACAUGGUUUCUCUGUGUAGCCCUGACUGUCCUAGAACUUACCUAGUAGACCAGGCUGUCCUCAAAUUCAUAGACGUUAUCCACCUGCCUCUGCCUCCCGAGUGACUAAAGGUGUGUGCCACCACUGGCUGGCAUGCCAAAUUUCUUGUGUUGUUUCACAUAUAUGUAUAUGUAUUCCCUUUGCCUUCCUCCAUUAUAACUGGGCAGAGAGGUCUUGUUUACCGCCCCUCGCCCCCCCCCCCCCCCCAGGGCUGAGGAUAUGUAGCUAGCUCAGUGGUAGGACAUUAUUGGGUCAGCACAAGAGGCCCUGGUUGGAUCAUUAGCCACAACAAAACCAAACCAAUCUUACCUCCUUGUCCCUUGUCACCUUUUAUAUGCCUGUUCUGCCCAUUUAGCCUUUGUUAGCACCUGCAUGCUCCCAGAUCUAUUAGGUUUCUUUUUAUAUGAUUUCAGUUAUGUAGCUGUCACACUUCCCACGGCAGAGACUAGACCCUGAGGUGUGCUUCCCGUCUCUGAUGUUCAUUCAGCUGUCUGCAUUAGAUGCGAUCCCCCAGAAUUUACUAUACUUACAGUUCCAUUUCUGCAGAGAUACAGUGCCUCUUGCUCAGUGAUGUUAGCUUCAGAACCCUUUGCCGUGCAGAUACCUGUAGGAGCUGGCAAUAUCAUUUAUGAGGGAGCAGACUCAAGGUUCUGCCGUUUGCUUGGUUCUUUCAUUGUGAUCUUCACCAUCACAUUGGAAGAAGUGUGUAGCUUUUAAUGCCUUCAGCCAGGGAGGUAGGCGCUUGCUCACGUGGGUGUACAGCCUCAGACUCACUGUCUUAGGAUCAUUGACGAGGAAGGUGGUAUUUUGAGGACGCUCAUAUGGCGUCUUCAGACCUGCUGUCAGCAUGUGAUUUUGAAAGAUCCUGGGCUCUACUGCUAGCAUCCAAAAUGUCAGCUGAGACGCUGCUCCAGGUGACCAGUUAGGUAUUUCAACCAAUGUUCCCCAUAGCCUUAAAUUGUCCUAAAGUGACAACUACCUCAGUUGGUAGAAAGUAAUCAGGAGAAAUGGAAAAAUGAGCAUUAUUUGAGCAGAUGCUAUAAGUUAAAGCUGUAGAAUACAAUAGUAAGGAACAUUUUUAUCUUUGUGAAUUAUGAAUAUGGUAAAAAUUGUCCCUUUUCAAAGAACUGUUAAAGCAUUUGAAGGGUGGGGACACAGCUUAGGUUUAGUGCUCGUUGCACAGGCACAGGGCUGGGUUCGCUCCUGGCGUCACAGAAACAAAGCCCAUUGCUAACAACAAAGGCCUCCAGAAUGCACUAUUUUGGAGUCUUCUCUUUAGAAAUUAUGUUUUACCUAAUAUAUUUUAAUGUGAAAAAGAAUUCAGCUGUACAAGUGGUGUUAGUUCUUGGGAGACCUUGGUGCCUUUCCCCAGAUCACUCCUCCAAACGGAGGAGGCAUCUGACUUAUAUUUUUAUUUUAAUGAGAAAUCACUGUGAAUGAUUUCUCUCUUCUGUGUGGUUAACUCCCUGUGAAAUAUAGAUUUCAUUUCAAGGCCAGUUUUAAAACUGUAUUUGAAUUUGGGGUGAGUAAAGCAAGCUCAUCUUCUUACCCGCCCCCUGGUAGUUGGAGAACUGAGUGCUGUGAUCGCUGCUCUCAGGCAUGAAGGACGGGGCCUCUUUUGAAUGCUGUGUAUCCUUGACCUGGCUGCCUGUGCGGCUCUCCUGGGUAUUUCUGAGCCUCUGUGUGCUCCGAUACUGCUUGACUCAGCUCAGUCUCAUCCCUUCGGCUCGUCUCACCUAUGAUUGAAGGGAGGAACUGGAGUGAGCUGGACACUGGAGCCCUGUCUUUUGCCGUGUCAGCGUCUUGCUCAGCAACCAUCAAGCCCUAAAUUGGUUCCAGGGCUCAGGGUCUCAUUAGUAUUGGAAAUCGAUUACAUCUAAUUGGUCUGACCUGAGUUUAUGGAACAUGAUUCCCUUUGAUGGGAACACAAGAGGCAACUGGCAUAAAACUUGACAGUUCUCUUUCCUCAUGAGAACACAGUGACCAAAGCCAAGAAAAAGUUAGCAGCUUUGAUAAGAGCUAGUUUCCCACCCACAUUCUUACGUCAACGGUGGUGCUUUGCUGGUGAUGGUUCUUUGAGUCCCACUGUUGCACUCUAAGCAUAUAACCUCCCAUUCUAGGGCAUAGCCCGCUAUUAAUCAGCUGUACUUCCUUUAGCUUACUCUACUUGGUGUGGGUUACCCAAGUCGGCCAGAGAAUCCUCACAGGCCUGGAUACCCAUGAAGGGUUUGGGCAUGGGUUGCAUAAUUGUCCUUACUAUUUCUAGGGGGGUAAAAGAUGAGCUGAGAUGGACUCCCGUGUUAAUAUGGUCCCUAGCAGUGUCCUGAUAACUAUGAACUGAAUGGUAAAAGUUGAAGUAUGAGAACAGAAAACUAAGUGCCCUUCUAGUAGUCCUCUUUCUCAGGUCUAGCAUAUUGUCUGUAUUUGAAUGCUAAGAAUUUUUUCUGAACGCAAGGGAGGACAGUGGGGCAGAUUUACUAAGCUUUUUGCCUUAGCUAGGCACUGAAACCAAAGAGUAAACACACAGAGGAGCCGAUGCACACAAGUAUGCCUAAUUCCUUUGCUUGUAUUCACAUAGCAGAAAGUAUUUCUUUGGGGAGAACUUCGGCAAUUUUUGUGGUGUCUUAGUGAGGUAACUAUGGAUUCUGUUGCUGUUGCAGUCCCUGUGGUUACUACCUUGAAAAGGUGCUUUGAAAGUCCGGCAUGGUAGUAUGUGCCUGAACUUGGAAGGUUGAAGUGACAGGAUCACUUGAGUCUGCACAUUUGAAAUUGGCAGGGGCAACAAUGGAGACCCAGUCUCAAAACAGGAAGGCAAAGAGUGUUAAGUGCCUUACAUGGCAGGACCUAGAAGCCAUGGGGACUGAACAAAGCAUGUGAAUGUCACUGUUAGUCCUUUAACCUCAGCAGGGACAGACGUGGUCACGGAAAUCACACAACUGUGUCAUUUUUCUUUUAUACUUUUUUUUUUCGGGGCCUGGUAUUGUUUAGACAGGGUGCCACUAUAUAGCCCAGGCUACCCUCAAACUCAAGGCAGCCUUGUCUUGGCCUGCUGAGUGCUGGGAUUGCAGGCGUGAGCCACCAUGCCCAGCUUCCUCUUUCAUGCUCUUGGUGAUAACUUGAAAAUGGUGAAGUCACUUGUUUGAACUUGUGGGCAGCGUGAGCAUCACUGUUGAUUUGAGCUUGUGGGCAGCGUGAGCAUCACUGUCAGGACAGAUUGCCCCGAAUGUGAACCUUACAGCCUAUCAACUUGCAGUGGCAACAGUUUCCAUGCCUAUAGGAUUGAUGCUGAAGUAACAGGGCUAAGAAACUACUAGGUAAGUUUUAGCCUGUGGGUAAUGCCUUAGUGUUAUUUAGAUAAAAUAGUUGUCAUGAAUACGUAAUAAAUGUUAAGGAAUGUUCAGGAAGAACAAAGUUUUCAGGGAUGGUUAUUUGCCAUGAGUCUUACACAUUUCUGUAAGAAAAACUGAUGCUGUGUAUUUUUUUUUAAUUUUUAUUAUGGCUUGUAAAUAAUCCUAAUUUUAAUAAAGUUUUAUACACUUUGUA